Messenger RNA from Aspergillus pseudonomiae, 1157 nucleotides. RefSeq names its product ornithine decarboxylase antizyme. The transcript has 4 exons. Gene Ontology annotation, cellular component: cytoplasm; nucleus. Lineage: Eukaryota; Fungi; Ascomycota; Eurotiomycetes; Eurotiales; Aspergillaceae. Gene Ontology annotation, molecular function: ornithine decarboxylase inhibitor activity. Gene Ontology annotation, biological process: positive regulation of protein catabolic process. Bases 328 to 996 code for a protein of 222 amino acids. The record is from RefSeq and is a predicted model, not a curated record.
CACGUGACACUUAACGAACAACCAAGUCAGAUGACUGUCACCUGUGUAACAAAUUAACAACCCAAAGAACCCCUUCCAUUAUCUCCAGCAUCGGCCAACGGACUACAAAUAACACAUCCAGUAACCUAUUGCAUCUUAGUUAUAUUUGGACCAGAACUGCUUUACGUUUCCAAUCGGCCCCUUUCUAGGCGACUACCACAGCCAUGGCUAAGUUCUCGAAUAGCAACAGUAAUACCUUCAAUCAGUUACAGCGAUUUCCCGACAAAGCUCUCCAGACUUCUGCACUUGCGAGCUGCUACAGUGUCAACACGUCAACAUCGAGAGUUAAUGGUUUCCAUUACUACACUACGACUGGGGCUGGAGCCCAGUGGUAUCCCUGAGGUCCCCUCAGGGUCGAAAACCUUGUCUCCAAGCCCCCCGCCUGAUCUCUCUACCCAUACAGGAAUGGAGAGCAGUUUUUCAGGUAACAUUAUACCCGAAUACAAAGAGGGGGCGGCGCAUACUAUCCCGGAAGAGUGUGAGAGGCUCUUCUGCGACACAUUGUCUGUGAUUUUCCUUGGUGAGCGGAUUAUCUCUGGACAAGAGUCGCUUGGGGCAGGUGCGUAUCAAAUUCAACCGAGUAACUCAGGUUACGAGCAUAGCCGAAUUCAAGAGUGGAUUGAGGUGUUGGACUAUACAAGUGAUUGUAUCUACCGAGGAUUCAUGACCAGUUCGAAUGACGAGCGCACCCUAUUCAUAUUCUUCCGUGAACGUGCACUUGGCCAAGGUCUCAAGACUGGAUUAAUUGCUCUUUUUGAGCUAGCAAGUCUCCCUGAAUUUGGGUGCUCUCAGAUUGUUGCAUGCAUUCCGCGUUCGCAAGAUGCAGCAGAGCUCGAAGUUGUGAGGAAUUUGGGUUGGUGCGGAUUUAACUUGACAACACUGCAACCGUGGAGCACUCGAGAUUGUGUCGAAUUGUCACUUAGUGCUGAAUGGCUUUUUUUGGGUGCUGAAGUUUAGCAGUGCGACCCUUACUUUGCAGCAAGUUGAAAUAGUACAUUGUAUGUUGUCAGAUUGGUGCUUCCGCUCCUUGAGGGUUUAAUGUUGAUUGAUGUGCUGGUUACUUUCACUACUAGAUACUUUCAGUGGGGCACAAUAUAAUGGAUUCAAUUGCUAUUGGC